AUGAAGCGUGAAGCAUUUUUACAAGUUGUGUCUAAGGACUCACUUGAAGACUUCUUGCGUUUUACUCAGGUUCCUAAGAAUACAUUUGAUCCUUUUGACUUGAAUGAACUACUUCAAGAACUGCCGAGAAAACAAAAAGAAAUACUAUGGGAGAAGCUGACACAUCUAUUGACGCAGAUUUUGAUGGAGAACCCCGUGGAAACAUGGCAGAGGACGGAAGAUGAUGAAAGUAGUGAUGAUAUGGAAGUUGAUAAAAUUCCAGAAACGAAACAGACUGUAGCUGUGAUUCAAGGAGUGACAGCUGUAGUUACUGCUUCCAUACGUGUAAUAGAUGAAAAUGUGAACUACAAAGCUCUUCUAGAAUGUGUUUUUAUAUUAAAUGGUGUUCUUCCUGCAUUACCUGAAUCUGAAAAAAUUCUACAGGGUGCCAUCCAGCGCAUAUGUGAAAUGUGGUGGGAGAAAGGACUGGAAGGGAAGGAGCAGCUAGGGAAAACAAUAUUUAUUAUACUGCUAAGAAAAAGCCUUAGUAAAGCUGCUACGGGUGCAGAUAUAGUUCGUCUAUGGAAUCUACACCAGACAUUGCUUUGCUUUGAUUAUGACUUAGAGGACAGUAACGAAGUCAAGGACUUGUUGCUUCAGUGUUUUAUGAGUGUUAAACACAUUAAGAAAGAAGAGGGAAGAAGAUUUUUGAGCUUUUUGUUCAACUGGAAUGUUAACUUUGUUAAAAUGAUCCAUGGAACUGUUAAAAACCAGUUACAAUUUUUUCCAAGAUCCUUGAUGGCAUACGUUUCAGAAGUUUACUUCAGGGCUUGGAAGAAGGUGUCAGGAGAGAUCUUAGAGAUACUUGAAUAUAACUGUAUUCAGGAUUUCAUGCAUUAUGGAAUACACCUUCCCAAAAGUUCUUCUGUUCAUUCUAAAGUUAGAGAGAUGCUGAGUUAUUUUCAUAAACAAAGUAAAGUUCGUCAAGGAGUUGAAGAAAUGCUUUAUAGAUUGUAUCAACCUCUCCUUUGGAGAGCACUGAAGGCCAGAAACUCAGAAGUUCGAUCAAAUGCAGCAUUUUUGUUUGUUGAUGCUUUUCCUAUUCGUGAUCCCCAUUUUAACACUGAAGAGAUGGACAAUGAAAUUCAGAAACAGUUUGAAGAACUUUUUAAUCUCUUAGAAGAUCCUCAUCCAGUUGUCCGCUCUACAGGGAUACUUGGAGUUAGUCAGAUAACAUCCAAAUACUGGGAGAUGAUUCCCCCAACAAUUCUUGCUGAUCUUUUAAAAAAGCUAAUUGUAGACCUUGCAUAUGAUAUAUCAUCUGCUGAUGUUCGCUGCUCUGUUUUUAAAUGUCUACCAAUAAUUUUGGACAACAAAUUAAGUCACCCAUUACUGGAAGAACUCCUACCAGCAGCUAAACACAGUCUCCAUGACAAUUCUGAGAAAGUGCGAGUGGCUUUUGUUGAUAUGCUACUGAAAAUUAAGGCUACCAAGGCUGCUAAGUUCUGGAAAAUCUGCCCCAUGGAGCAUCUUCUGACUCGUCUUGAAGUUGAUUCACGGCCUGUGUCACGGCGUAUAGUGAAUCUCCUGUUCAACUCCUUCUUCCCCAUUAACCAGCCUGAGGAUGUAUGGUGUGAACGUUGUGUUACUCUAAUCCAGAUGAAUUCAGCAGCAGCUAGAAAGUUUUAUCAAUAUGCUUAUGAGUAUACUGCCCCCACCAAUAUAGCUAAACUGAUGCUAACUAUUCGGCGCUGCUUGAAUGCCUGCAUCCAGAAAGCAACGAAAGAAAGUUUUCAUAAUGAUGACGAUGAAAAUGAAAAGGAGAACAUAAGUACACUGAAUAAUGUGUUGUCAAUAAAUGAUAUGGCCUCCAUGGCAAGUUUGUUGGAGAUAACUGUAAUUCUUUGGAGAAGUAUUCACAAAGCACUAGAUCACAAUGAAGAUGCCAAAGAUUAUGCCAUCAGAAAAUUUGCUUCUGUACUUCCUGAAUAUUUCAAAGUAUUUAAGGAUGAUCGUUGCACGAUUCCGUUGAUUAUCCUGGCAUCCUUUAUGCCACCUGCUGCUAUUCCUACAUUCAGUUGUAGUGUGCUCUCAAAACUCAGAAAUCUUGACAAUGGAGCUGAUGAAAGCAAAUACUCCACACUGAUAGACUGCAUGUGUCGCUGGGGUCAAGUGGGACAUAUUAUGGAAUUAGCCUGUGACUGGUUGUCUGAUGUGCUAACCCCAAGAAAGAGCAUUAAAACAUCAGAACGACGAGUACGUAUCCAUGUAACACAUGAAUCGAAGCCAGAAUUAGCACUUGAUUACAUUGAAUAUUUAUUGACUCAUCCUGUUAAUCGGGGUUGCCUGCUUGCUGUUCCUAAAAAGAAACUGAACCAGCUUUUGAGAAUUCUCAGUGCUGCAAAGGAGGUUCUUAGCUCAAUUCUGAAAGCAACUGAUACAAGUUCUGGUAGCUACAAUCAAGCAACUAGCCUAAGAGCCUUCAGCCUCUAUUGUAGGUUGAGUAUUCAUCUUCAGAACAAGUUUUCUGAAGAAGGAAAAGAUUACGUUUCACUGCUGAAGGAGACAGGUGCUUGGAUAGAAAGUCAAAUUGUACCUUUUAUACUAGCAAGUAGUCAAGAGGAUGGCAUUUCAGAACGCUGUAAUAUUUCUGAGUCAAUUAUCCAGGCCUAUCUGACAGUGUGUAAAGAUGUCAUAAUGGUUGGCCUUGGAAAUCUCAAGUUUCAAGCACACCUUUUAGAUAUGGCGCUUUCAGUUGUACAAACAGAGAGAGGUGGCUUUUGUAUUCCAGUCUUGUUGUGUGCUCUUAAAGAAAUUAUUGAAGCUUCUUUGGCUCAGCAUAUUGACACAGAUGAAGUGGCAGAUCUUCUCUGUGCUGUUCAGACAGUCUUCCAGAAAGUUUUAGAAUGUGUGGCACGUCAGCUCAAGAAACAGCAGGAAGAAGGGCUUCAGUUGAUUCACUCUAUUCAGUUGCCUCUUGGGGAAUUCAUACACACAGUCCAGUGCUGGCAUUCAACUUACACAGCAGUUCACAAAGGUGUACUCUCAACUCUCCUAGCUGCAGUAGUAGCAGAGAUAAAUUAUGUGCUACAGAAGGCUUCCAGCGAAGGACAUGUGAAUAUGCUAAAGACUGUUUCAGACCUCCCUCCUCUCUCAAGCAGCUUAAUGGUCAUAAUUAUGAAGUCAGUUGAUGUUGUCAGAUCAUUUUUAAAUGAAUUAAUGGAGUGUAUCAUCUCUGAAGAAAUUGAUGGGAUUUUUAGUCUUGCAGCUACUGUCUGCAUUGUUCUUAUAAUUAAAGGUAAGCACAAAACUUCACUUCUAAAGGAUAUUAUACCUGCCAUUCAGAGAAAGCUGACAACAUGCAAGGAGGUUGCCAUAGAAGAAUCUAACAGCACUGAAAGAACCCUAUAUGAAUCAUCCCUGAAAUUUUUGGAUGAACUUUUGAAUCCUUGACCACAUGGAAACUUUUGUCAUGAAAAUUAAAGGAAGAAAGAUGUAUCGCUUUUGAAACAAGAAGAUUAUCUUGUAAAAACAUUAAUAUUUAACGAUUCUGUUAUUUUGUACAUUUAAAGUGGACAAAAUAUGUAAAAGUGUACAGAAAUAAUAGUAAAGAUUUUCAGACUUUUUAAAAGAGGAUAUUCUGUAUAAAAUUGUCACGUUUGGGAGUAGUAAAAUCAGUAUCUUUGUACGUGCUUUUUAUUAUUAUUCUGUGUAGUAAAUAAUUAUAUUUUCUUGAAUACUUUGAGAUUGAGGAAGCACAUAACCUCAGUCCCUGGGAAGAUUAUGAAGCAUAUUCGUGGAGAUUAUGGAAAACAUUUCCAGACACAUUAAGAACUAAAUGGUGAUCAAGGAAUUCACCAAGGACAAUUCUGUCUAACCAACUUAACUGCCUUCCUUUUGUGGACAAAGGGAGAGUAAUGAAUUCUAUUUUUCUUGUUCUAAGCAAGACUUUUGACAGAGGCUCUUAGAGUAUCCUUGUGGUUAAACUACAGGGAAAGAGACCAGAUGAGUGGAACUACAAGGUGAAUGGAAAAUGAGUUGGACAUCAGCCUUGAAGAACAAGAGUGCUAUGCAGUCCAGCUGAUUGCCUGUUACUAGUGGCCUUCCUCAGGAUAGAUACCUUUGCUGAUACUGUUCAACAUCUUCAUUUUAAAAUCUGAGCAAUGGGAAGCAACGCAACCUCAGUCAGUUUGCAGAUGACACCA
Messenger RNA from Rhea pennata, 4184 nucleotides. RefSeq names its product non-SMC condensin II complex subunit G2 (gene NCAPG2). The record is from RefSeq and is a predicted model, not a curated record. NCBI's taxonomy places the organism in Eukaryota, Metazoa, Chordata, Aves, Rheiformes, Rheidae. Gene Ontology annotation, biological process: mitotic sister chromatid segregation. The transcript is spliced from 27 exons. Gene Ontology annotation, cellular component: condensin complex; nucleus. The coding region runs from base 1 to 3432 and encodes 1143 amino acids.